GCCCCGUUCCGGCCGCCCGUCCCGGGAGCCCCCGCGCCGCGGCCAUGGCGCUGUGCCGCUGCUCCUGGGCGCGCUUUCCCCACGGGCUGCGCCUCGGGGCCUCACCCCGGCUCUGCGGGACACGCGGCGUUCGCGGCUCCAACCCCUUCACCCGGCAGCAGGAGGAGGAGUGGCGGCGGCGGAACCGCUCUGCCGUGGGCUACAUCGCGGCGGCGGCCGUGAGCAUGCUGGGGCUGUCGUACGCGGCCGUGCCGCUCUACCGCCUCUACUGCCAGGCCACGGGGCUCGGCGGGACGGCGGGCACGGACCGCGACGCGGAGCGGAUCGAGCGCAUGGAGCCCGUGCGGGACCGGCUCAUCAGGGUCACGUUCAACGCCGACACGCACGCCAGCAUCCAGUGGAACUUCAAACCGCAGCAGAGCGAGAUCUACGUGGUACCAGGAGAGACUGCACUGGCAUUUUAUAGAGCAAAAAAUCCUACGGACAAACCAAUAAUUGGAAUCUCCACCUACAACGUUGUCCCCUUUGAAGCAGGACAGUAUUUCAAUAAAAUACAAUGUUUUUGUUUUGAAGAACAGAGGCUAAAUCCUCAGGAGGAAGUGGACAUGCCUGUCUUUUUCUACAUUGACCCAGAGUUUGCAGAGGACCCUAAAAUGGCUAAAGUUGAUUUGAUCACCCUCUCUUACACCUUCUUUGAAGCAAAGGAAGGACAGAAGUUGCCACUUCCUGGCUAUCAGUGACAGGCCUUUUCUGCAAAAUGUAACUUCUGCUACAUCUGAGUGCCAGUUUUGAUGCCAUUUUUCCUUGGAAGAAAAAACUGCAGGAGGACUGUGCAGUAUGAAUUGUAUUAUUAGACCUCCAUGGGCACACACUGUUAUCAAAGUAUAUGUAUAUAUAUAUUUAUUUUGGAAAUCAGUGUAUCCCUAUUUCUUAGGGAUAGUAUUUCUUCAUCAGAUAGUGGAAGGGAACACACUGUUCCUGAAAUAGAAAGGUUUUCUCAGACCAUCUUUUUGUAAGAUGUUUUCUGAAUACCACAAUGCAAAUCUUUAAACCAACAUGAAAAUUAAGAUCUUCAUUUAAAUACAGAAGAAAAAAAUCAGUUGAUUAAGGAUCUAAAAUUCCAUUACUGGCUCUGGAAAAUGACUUGCAUGUUAAGUUACUUUAGAAAAAGGUGAACCCAGGUAAUAAAUUAAGGUAAUUCAUAAUUAAGCAAAGUUAGAGUGUUAUUUUUGUGCAGCCCUCCCUGGCACAGGAGGAGAUGAUGAUUCAGAAGGUGAUACACCCUCUCAUGUUAUUACUGAAUCAGUAGCUCAUUUGGUAAGAGCAGACUGCUCUAUAACUGUUAUCAUGAGAACAAUAAUUUAAGGUUAAGCACAUAGAUAUGUGGGGUGGUUUUCCUUUGGGAACACCAUCUUAUUUCCAUGUUGUGUCCCACUCCUUUGAAGCGUCUGUGCUGCUAAAUGAGUGUUCUUUGCCUCUGCUGAGGGCUCUGCUCUGGGCACCUCCACAGGAGACAGGCUGGGCUUGUGCCUGCCAUGCUUUGAGGGGAGGGCAGUGUAUAAACAGCUGCUCUGGAGCAUAAGGUGUCUCCUCAAAAUCCAAAAUCAGCCCAUCAGGCUGGCCAGAGCCUGCCCAGCAAUGCAGCAGCUCUCCAGGGGGACUCUGUUCACCAUCAGGACACGUAAGCCUGUAUUUAUGUAACUUUUGGUCAUUAUCUGUGGUCUAGGAACAACUCAUCACUGCCUUGCAAACCAGGAGCAAGCAGCAGAGCAAGUUCCUGCUCAUUUUCAGACAGAAAUUGCUAUCAGCCAGUAUCUCUUCUGCUGGGCCAGGUCUUUCCACCCCUUCCAGCAGAGAUCUAACAAAGUAAGGCUGAUUGAUAUUGGUUAGCUUGGACUCUGAAAAGGCAAUGGGUACUUCAAAAAUAACUUUCAAUUACUUAAAUCUCAAUUGUAGUUGCAUACAGUAACUCAAAAACUGCUUUCUUAAAAAUAAAUGGAUGCUACCUUUAAAAUGCAUUAUUGUACCAAUUACUUGUGUUGGUUAAACAAAUUCUGGAUGACAUACGGGUCUUAGCUGUCUAUUAAAGAUUGAAACUUUUCAUUCUUUCAUUUCUCUAAUGCAUUUUAUCCAGCAGAACAUGUGGAGCCCACACAUGUGAAAUAUAUCUGUAUGAAGAUAGCAGCAAGCUUUAUAAUUCCAGUCUGCUUGAGGAAAAAAAAAGUAAUAUGAAGACAAAUUCUUGAAUCCAGGCUAGGGAAAAAAAAACUAAAACCAACUUCUUACCUCAGUUGUCUUUAGUCCCUUGUCCUGAAAGCUGAACUGAUGGUGGCAGCUCUCUGCCCAUUGCUUCAUUCUGGCCACAUUCUUCAGAAGAAUAGGAAUAUCCCCCUGGCAAGCAGCAAUGCCAUAAAAAUGUGGAUUCUCCUGGGUUUGAAGGCCCCAAUUUGCACUGAUGCUGAGCACAUCCCCUCUAUAGCCCAGGCUCUAACCUUGGUCAGUAGCCAGUUCCCUUCCAUCCCUCUGUGACCACUGUGCUGCUUUAAACACGAGAGGUUCUGUCAGCAAUCACGCAUUAUGGAUUACACUGCAACAGCCCAGUUUGAUUUUUUACCCUUCACUGUGGGGGUUCUGCCAAUACAACCCAACUGUAGGGGAAAAAUUUAAAAAUCAAUCCACCUCAAAUCCUAUUUUCAGCUGUUUCCUCAGGCUGCUGUCCAGACCACUGCAAAUUUACAAGAAAAAUGAGAGUAAAGCACCUCACCUUUUCACCUCAGCUUACAAAACUCCCAGACUUCUUCAAGGUGGUGUUUUGGACAGAAGCAAGUUGUUCUAAUGGUCCUGCAGCAAACUGCACAGAUUCACACUAAAAUACUUCCAAUGCUACCUCCAUUUAUGUUUCAGGGAAUAUACAAAUAGAGAAAAACUUGGAAGCAAUGAGAGUUUACUUCUCAGUAAGCAUUUGCUUUUAUUUGGAAUUUUAUGCUACAAAAAUUGCAAAAGCAGCUGAGAACUUCUUAUCCCUUAAACAGUUAACAUAAGGAAUGUUUAAAAUGCAGUUAUUUCACAAAAAAAAAGUAGCUUAUCUGGUAUGAACAUGAACUAAGGUCUCAAAUUUUGUAUGAGCUAUAAAUUCAGAGAACUAUACCUGUUAAAGUGCACAGUUUACAUUCAGCAUGAAAAUAGAUAAGGCACUUACUAAAAGAAAACAGUUAUUAACAGGAUUAAACAACUUAAUUAAAGUAAAUGGGUAACUAUUGCUCAUCUGCAUUGUAGAUAAUUAAUCUUUCCUUCACCAGAACAUUUCUGCAGGGCAGGAACAUUGAAAGAAAUAAUUGAUCCUCCUCCAAUAUUUACUGAGUAAAUAAAAGCAACAACAACCACAUAGGAACAAGCAGGUUUUUUUUCCUGUUCUGUUAAUUACAGAUAACAGCACUUUGUGUCCCAGCUUAGGUUCUCCCCAAGACAAAAAAAUCCAACUAUACUGUGGAUUUUUAAGAAGAAAAUAAAAAAGGAAAAU
Molecule: messenger RNA, 3520 nt
Organism: Prinia subflava (tawny-flanked prinia)
Lineage: Eukaryota; Metazoa; Chordata; Aves; Passeriformes; Cisticolidae
Product: cytochrome c oxidase assembly protein COX11, mitochondrial
Exons: 4
Coding region: 45-740 (231 amino acids)
Cellular component (GO): mitochondrial inner membrane
Molecular function (GO): copper ion binding
Source: RefSeq, a predicted model, not a curated record